Molecule: messenger RNA, 1875 nt
Organism: Rotaria sp. Silwood1
Lineage: Eukaryota; Metazoa; Rotifera; Eurotatoria; Philodinida; Philodinidae
Source: the annotation of a GenBank genome assembly
UAUUUGUUUUUUUUUUCUUGAUAAAUUACAUAAAUGGGAAGAUAUGGUCAAUUUACCUGAUUCAAUUCGAUCAGAAAUCGAUCAAGUGUUGAACAUCUUUUUAAUAUAUCAUCAAUUAUAUUUGAAAAAUAUACAAAAAUAUUUAUUGAAAUAUUUGGUGGAAAUCAAUAUAAAAGAACAUCAAACCAAAUAAAUCCUAAAUUAAAUACAAAAAAUAAAUUAAAUAAAUGUUCACAUCAAGAUUUAUAUUCACUUAUAUGGACAAUAUAUGCAUUAGCUAAAACAAUUUAUCCAUCAACCAGCAAUGAUCUGAUUGCUUCAUUUCAUUUACUUAUUUCUAGUUUUUUUCUUUUAUUUAUGAUUAUGUCAAAUUAGCCAAAUUAGAUUAUAUACUUAAAGGUAACAUUCUAUUAGAAGAUUUUAUUUAUAUAUAUCAUUUUUUAUUUUAGUUUUUUACAAUUAAAAAUUUUCUUUUUCACUUCUUAUCAAAUGAAGAUUUCUUAAGGGAUUUUUUUUUGUUUAUUUUAUUUAAAAGUCUUUAAGAUAAGAUCUGAAACAAAUUCAAUUUUCGAUUGUUCGAUUAUAGAAUUAAAUUAAAUUAAAUAUUUUAUUUCGAGAUUUAUCAAUAUAUAUGAUUAAAUAAAAAUCAUUUCAAAUAUUUUUUUAUCGAAUAUAUAUGUAUAGAUCGAUAACUUAGAAAGAAAACCUAUUUUCUUGUCAAUAUGAUUAUUAAUCGAUAAAAACGUAAAUAAUCGAAUAUGAUUAACGAUUAUUUCAAAUCAUGUUUAAAAAUUUAAUCGUUUAAACGAUAUUAUAGUUAUAACUGUGAACAAUCGAUUACUAAUCAUUUAUAAAUAAUAUAAUUAUAAAUAAGAUUUACAAAUAAUGAUUAUAUUCAUAUAUAAAUAUAUAUUCUUAAUAUACGAUAGAAAUAUAAAUAUCUAUUAAAUCUUCUGAGAAUUUUCAUCAAUUAUAUUCAUAUUAGACAUAAUAUUUCAUCAUAUUAAACGAGUUAUUCAAUCUAUUCUACUUGUUUUUUCUUAAUUAAACUAUGGAAAAUGUUUCGUUGAAAAGAUGAUAGAUUAACUGUAGAGUUUCAUAAAUCGAAUAUCUAUUGUUCGAGUUGUUUAUUAUGUUAGAAAUCGAUAUUUGUUGUCAACAAAAUCAAACUAAUUUGAAUUAUUUAUUCAAAACGAAUAAAUAAAUAAUAAUCGAAAUAAUUUAAUUAAACUAAAUCUAAUAAAUUGAAUAAAAAGAUAUAAAAAAACAAAAAAGAAAAGUGUUGUUUUUUGUUGUUAAAGUUGUUGUUUAAAUGAUUUAUGUUCAAAUGAUGGAAACAUAAUCGAUAAAUUGUGUAUGAUGUAUUGUUGUUCAUCGAAUAUGUGUCGAUUAAUAAUCGAACAACAUUUAAAAAAUGAUUUAUAUAAACGUCUUGAUAAAAAAAAAGAAGAUUUUUAAAAUGAAUUUAAUUAUUUAGAAACAAUUCGUGAUAUAAAUCGUCAAUAUGAUGAAAUUGUUUUAACAAAUUGUAUAAUUGAUGAAAGAAUUUUUUUAGAAAAUAAAUUUCAAUUAAAUGACUUAUGGAACAAUGCAAGUGCUGCUGCCCGCAAUAUAUGUGCUGCACUUGGUGAAGGUGCUGCUGCUGAUCGAACGUGUCGAUAUUGGUUUAACAGAUUUCGUGAAGAUGAUCUUGUUGAACGUUUAAAUGAAUGUGAAUAUUCAUUUAAUAGUCAAUAUGAUUUAAUAGAAAAUGUUAAUAAAAUAAAUCGAAAAGAAAAUCCAUCUCGAUCAUGUAAAUCACGUUUGGAUUUAUCAUUAAAAUUAUUUUAUUAUUCUAUUGAAAAUAUCUUAACUAUUGGAAAAAAAACAGAUUAA